CAAUAAGCCCUGCAUUAUCACAAGAGAAGGCAAAGGUUCUCUUUCAGUACAUUGCCGAUGCUUACUAUGUUCUUAGUGAUGAAACACGAAAGGCACAAUAUGGUGCUUGUUUAAUAAAUGUGGCUUCUUUUGAAUUCAUUG
Messenger RNA from Cetraspora pellucida, 141 nucleotides. Lineage: Eukaryota; Fungi; Glomeromycota; Glomeromycetes; Diversisporales; Gigasporaceae. The record is from the annotation of a GenBank genome assembly.